This is a messenger RNA of Neurospora crassa OR74A, 2508 nucleotides long. RefSeq lists its product as hypothetical. Bases 694 to 1959 code for a protein of 421 amino acids. Gene Ontology annotation, cellular component: transcription factor TFIIA complex. The transcript has 3 exons. Gene Ontology annotation, biological process: transcription by RNA polymerase II; transcription initiation at RNA polymerase II promoter. Lineage: Eukaryota; Fungi; Ascomycota; Sordariomycetes; Sordariales; Sordariaceae. The record is from RefSeq and is a predicted model, not a curated record.
ACCUACUGAAGCGCCAUCCGCUCGUGAAUCAAGACAGCACAUCCGCGCUGUUGCAACACUGCCGAGCACUUCUGGAUAUUGCGCCUUACCAACUAGUAAUACAAUUCACUACGAAAGAGUUCCUAGAGUGCAGUCUGACGGCGACUCAGAAAGCGUGAGAAGGUGGAAGAAGAACAAGUACCGAGCGCAGGUUUCAAGGACGAGAACCUCUCCAAAAGGCGGCGACUUCUCGCAUCGUUGGAUCCGCACAACCCACGAGUCCCCGACCACCUCACACUCACUCACGCCAACUCCACACACAACAUAACAUCUUGGCAGAUCUCUCUCGUCACACACGCGACCUUUGGGAUUCCAACAAAAACAUCGCCAACUGUCUUUUUUGAGUCCGCGCUGAGAGACGACGGCGUAGAAGGAGAGAACAGCAGCAAGCAGGGCCUUCGGUUUGCUGACAUAAACGCGUCCCCGUCAUCGUGUGGAAGAAUAAGACAAGCAUCAUAGUAUCAACUGGAGGCUCUUGUGUCCCCGUCAGUCGAGCAGCCGCAACCGCCAGCCCACGCAAACAGGCAAUUAGCUCUUGUCCAUCCCCUCGCCUCAGGAAGGCAUCGUCAACAGCAGGCACGCAAGCCUCACCCAAUCAGCCAGCACUCAAUACGCACAUCCGUCCAUCACCUCCGCUCUAAUCAGUCAGUCACCAUGUCCAACGCGGCUGUCGGUACCGUUUACGAGCACAUCAUCAACGAGGUGAUCAACGCUGUGCGCGUCGACUUCGAAGAGAAUGGUGUCGACGAUAGUGUUCUGGAAGAACUAAAAAAGGGAUGGCAACACAAGCUGUCCCAGCUCAACAUUGCUCAGUUUCCUUGGGACCCCAAGCCUGAAGCACCACCGCCGGCGCAGGCUACGCAGAACACUUCUUCUGCCGUUAAUGCGCAGGCGGCUGCUACCCAGCAACCAACGGCCAACUACACUCAGUCGACCCUGAGUCCACAAACGGCCGCUCAGUCCCCGUCUCUUCCUGGCGGCCAGCCCAACGGUAAUGGCGUCGCUAUCAAGAGUGAACCAGGCAUGGCGAAUGAGCCUACUAUCAAGCAAGAACCGGGUACUAUGCAGCCCAUGAUGCACCCCGCCUACCCUGGAAACAACGCUGCUCGUGGUGGUAUGGCUGCCCAGCGGGCUGCCCAAGCCAUCGCAAAUCGGUACGGAUCGCAGGCCCAGGCUUCCAUCAACGCUAUUCACCAGCAAACUCAACAGCCUCAGAUUCCCGGACAGGCACCACCACCACCACUCCAACAACAACAACAACAACAACAACAACAACAACAGCAGCAGCAGCAGCAGCAGCAGCAGCAGCAGCAGUUUAGCCCACAGCAGCAGUAUCAGCAGACUGUUGCCGCUCAGCUGCAGCAGCGCAUACCACAGCAGCCUGGGCAGCCUGGACAGCCGCAGCCUCCCAACCAGCAGAACGGUCUCGGUGGAGCACAGGUAGAUGGCUCCAGCGACGGAUUUGACGGUGUCAUGAUGCGUCGCGAUGCGGAUGGCAAUCCGGUCGAGAUGGGUCGCGUCGAGAUCGACAACCUGCUUCACGCCCAGCUCCUAGAAAGAGCCAAACAGAGGGAAGGAGGCGGCCUGAUGCUUCCAUUGAAGGAAGCCACCAAGCAGAGGAGUAACGCCACCAAGAGUCGCCGUGCCGCCGCCGCCGGUGGUCCGAAUCAGCUUGAUGGAAAUGAUGAGGACGAUGACGAGUUUGACGAAGAUGCCAUCAACUCGGAUCUUGAUGACCCUGAGGAUGAAAGGGAUGACGAUGACGAAGAGGAUGAGGCUAGUGGCUGGAUCAUGCUCUGCUUGUAUGACAAGGUGCAGCGUGUCAAGAAUAAGUGGAAGUGCACCCUCAAGGAUGGCGUCUUGACUGUCAACGGCAAGGAAUAUGUUUUCCAUAAGGCCAAUGGGGAAUAUGAGUGGUAAAAGAUGCCCAUGUUGCCCUCUCAGACGGGGACAUGGGUCUUCCUGAUUAGAUACCAGCUGCGUAGCCGUUCAUGGGCUUGAAUUCGUGAUUGACAGCAAGUUUUUCUCAGGCCAUACAUACCCUCUUAACCCAUGCCGGUAUGAUGAUAAUACUAGGGGGGUGGCAUCUGGCAAGAAAUAACCCUCCUAUUUCUCUUUAGUUGCCUCUAUAAAGGCAAGCUUUACUUGACGCGACGUGGAAUUAGACUAGCUAUCAUCACAUAUGGGUACACCAUGGUCUGAAUGGGGAAAAGUUGGCAUCGUUAGUACAUGGCUGAGGGGAUAGAAGGGACAGGAAAAAGGCGCCCAGGAGGAAGGACAUCAUAAUUUUGUGAUGAGCAGGGAAGCAGUGGGAAAGGAAGGUACAAAGAGUUUUGGAGGGAAUAAAGUCAGAUGGGUAUUUCUAGAGAUUGGCGAGGUAUGGUCUACAAAUACCUAGGUGCGAAUUUCGGACAGCUUUAGAGAUCAUAUCAAAAUUUCGUCAGGCCCCUGUGCCGACACCGCUGCGUG